Molecule: messenger RNA, 852 nt
Organism: Symbiodinium natans
Lineage: Eukaryota; Dinophyceae; Suessiales; Symbiodiniaceae
Source: the annotation of a GenBank genome assembly
AUGAGGCAAUGGAAGACGGAUGCGACGAUGAGGAGACAAGGGUCCCGACUGCCAUCCUGGCUAAGGAAUCGGCCGGACAAAGGCAAGGGUAAAAGCAAGAACAAGCAGCAGGAUCAGCCCCGAGACCGUUCCCCGCUUCGACAGGCCAGACACCCGGAGCAGACUUGGGAUAGGGAUGAGGAGAGUGCUUCGGAAUCUCCGGUGGGUCCGGUACGCCUACGGGAGAGAGGAGAAGACAGUGCGGCCUCGCACCAAGCUGAGGGUGUCAAUGAAGAGCAAGAGGCAAACCAGCCUCGCACAGUCACGCUGGCGGAAGGACCAGGUGCCCACAAUAUGGCCUCGCACGAAGCUGAGGGACAGGAGCAAAAGGAAGCAAUGGGGCAAGUCAAGCCUGUGCACCUUUUGGUGCAUAAGCUGCAGAACCAGCAGAGGCCAAGGACAGCGCUCCACUGGCUUGGGGAGGUCCAAUUGGUCCGCAACCCAACGACAGGGCAAAGCUUACAGCCUAGGGUGCUUCCCUUUACAGGUGCGGGGCGCACUCGACGAGGAUAUGCUCUGGAUCGGCUAUGGGUCAUGAAACUAGCGAUGGAACCCCAGAGCUUUGGCAACGAAGCAGGGUACGGGGAACAAUUCCCCACCCUGGUCACCAGGACCCUGUGGGCAGGAUGGAUUGGAGUCCUUUUCGACGAGGCGGUGGAGGGUUACUACCACCACUACUUCUAUGGAAGUAUCAUCCGCAGGGCAGAGCUGUACGCCUCCUGGAGAAAUAUGACGAGGAGCUACUGGCAACCAUGCGUGGAUUGGUCAGAACGUACGACGGCAAAGCCAGCGCGCUUUGGAUGGCGUGCGUAG